CGCGGGCGCAAACACAGCUGAUUGAAAUUCGAAUUCGGUCGACGAGGAGGCGCGCCGCGUCAAUGCCGCGCGGGUACCGAAGGCCGAUCAGCGAUCUGUCGCCCACGCUCGGUCGGCCGUGCGAUUCCGAUUGAGUCGGCUGAAGCGUCACGGCAAGCUGAGUUGUCUUUGCGUGAUAACUUCACCAUGGCGACCACUAGUGAUGUCAAAUUAUCACGAAGUGAGGGUCAGCCAUGGGGUUUUCGGCUGUCUGGUGGCGUUGACUACACUUUCCCUUUAACUGCUGUCAGGGUGGCGAUCGGGGGUCUCGCUGAUACGGCUGGUUUGCAAGCGGGUGACGUGAUUGUCAAGCUGAACGGAGAGCCGAUAAGUCAACUCACACAUGCGCAGGUCCACGAUAAGCUCACCAGAGCCGGCAACGAUUUUGUUCUGUCUGUCAUGCGAGAUCACGAGAUCGUGCGACAACAGAAACAACAAUAAUAAUGAUGAUAACGAUAACGCCUAUCGAUGGCCUUUAUUCUUUCACGUCGUGUUGUCGCGUGACAAUAAUCUCCCGCGAUUAAAAGGUCGUCGCGCUGUUACAUAACGAAGACUCGGUGCGAGUAGAGAAUUACGUUGUAACGAGAAGCUAGAGAAUAAAGUUAUAAAAAAUGCUGA
Messenger RNA from Odontomachus brunneus, 657 nucleotides. RefSeq names its product PDZ and LIM domain protein Zasp-like. The transcript has 3 exons. The coding region runs from base 187 to 480 and encodes 97 amino acids. Gene Ontology annotation, biological process: actin cytoskeleton organization; muscle structure development. NCBI's taxonomy places the organism in Eukaryota, Metazoa, Arthropoda, Insecta, Hymenoptera, Formicidae. Gene Ontology annotation, cellular component: filamentous actin; Z disc; stress fiber. Gene Ontology annotation, molecular function: actin binding; muscle alpha-actinin binding. The record is from RefSeq and is a predicted model, not a curated record.